CAGCCGCAGCACAGCCAGCGUUGAAAUAUCGCGAGAGAACGUGGAGGAAACCGCGUGUGUUUGUGUAACAUGUUAGGAAAUGCAUUCAAUGCCCUUUAAUGCAAUGACAGAACUGCCCCCAUGGCGGGACACCUGAAGAAACAGUUAAAAGACGCAGUGAAGAUCAUCAGCUCGGGGAGCCUUCUGUUCGCCUCCUACCUCACUGCGGUUGGAGAUGAGCGUUUCUAUGCCAACCAGCUGAUGCCCCUGCUGCAGAGGAUUGUGGGUGCAGAGACGGCUCACGUGCUGGCAGUGAAGGUGAUCGGUCUUGGUCUGGUUCCCCUGAACCGCUACCAGGACCCUGCGUCACUGGAAGUGAACGUCCUGGGAUUAAAGUUCAAAAACCCCAUUGGGAUCGCGGCGGGUUUUGACAAGCAUGGAGAGGCCGUAGACGGAUUAUACAAGGUGGGCUUUGGCUUUGUUGAAGUGGGCACAAUCACUCCCAAGCCUCAGGAGGGGAACCCCAAACCACGUGUGUUUCGACUAACUACAGAUCAGGCAAUUAUUAACAGAUAUGGAUUCAACAGCUGUGGUUUGGUAGAUGCACAACAGAGGCUGAAGGCCAGAGAAGGCACUCAGGAACAGCAAAGUAAAGCUGGCCUUCCCUUGGGCAUAAACCUGGGGAAGAACAAGCUGUCCCAGGACGCAGGGGCAGAUUACUUGGAGGGGGUGAGAGUGCUGGGCCCGCUGGCUGACUACCUGGUGGUCAAUGUCAGCAGUCCAAAUACUCCAGGUCUGCGGGACCUACAGGGGAAGGCUGAGCUCCACCAGCUCCUGCAAACGGUGUUGAAGGCACGUGAUGCCCUGCAGGGAGAAAGCAAACCUCCAGUCCUGGUGAAGAUCGCUCCUGACCUCACUGCACAAGACAAACAAGACAUCGCUGAUGUUGUCACUGAGCUGGGAGUGGAUGGUUUAAUGGUGACUAACACCACAGUGUCCAGACCAGAGACGCUUCAGGAUGCCAAUAAGUCUGAGGUCGGGGGGCUAAGUGGCCAGCCUCUCAAAGACCUCUCUACUGACACUGUGAGAGAGAUGUACAACCUCACCAAAGGUAAAGUACCAAUAGUUGGAAUCGGUGGUGUGGCCAGUGGACAGGAUGCUCUGGAUAAGAUCCGUGCUGGUGCAUCACUGGUUCAGCUCUACACAGCUUUGACCUACCAGGGUCCGCCCAUAGUGACGAAGAUAAAACGAGAGUUGGAACAACUUCUCAAAGAACAAGGUUUCCGCAGUGUAUCAGAGGCAGUGGGAGCAGAUCACAGGGCAGCAGACAGGUCGACUCACAAGCUGAGCCCGCUGAAAGAAAUAGCCAACACAGAUGCAGCACCUGUAGCUGCCACCACGUCCUACUAAGCAACACGAUCCUCAACUCUUCCUGAACUGUGAUGGAUGCUGAGUAUUUGUGAUUGUCCAUCCGUCCGUCUUCAGUGAGGAUACUUUUUAGCAUUUGUGUCGAGGAGUGCAAAUGCUGAACGCGUCUGAUUUCAUCUCCUCACCUUUUACUUGAACAUGAUGUUAAAAUGGUUAAUGAUGUUGAAUCUCCACAUUAAGGAGCUGAGAUCUGUUUGUAACUUUAUUUCAGAUGUUCAUCCUUUGUUACAGUGUAACAGCAGUAAGUGAUUCUCAAGUGCACUCUGACACCAAAGUGCUUUAACUCUUCAAACUCAAACUUCAAACAUUUUUUUUAUUUACAAACAUGCACCAACUGUUUUCCUUGUGUACAAAGAAAAAAUAUUCUGACAUGAUGUAAUAAGGAUGAAAGAGCAAAAGUUGUCUUGUCUUAUAGAAGCUGUAAUGUGCGUCCAAAUGUUGUAUUAUACGCUGCACAUCUAAAGAUAGAUGCUGGCAGUGUAAAAUAUUCAUAGAUCCACAAAAUAUUAAUUCUGCACAAAAGUCCAGUCAGUCACAGCUUGAAUGUUAUUUGGGAUUCAUGAUCAUGGUAUUUAUUUGGCUGGGUGCUAUGAGACAGGACCUGUAGCAGGACAUUGUUUGUUUGUUAGCUUUUUGUUUAAGGGUACUGUAAGACCUACCCUGACAUCCUCUCAAAUUAAAGGUGUGACGUUAUUCUUAUUCAUGGAUGACGUGCCGGGUCAAACCCCAAUUUCUGCACCAGAGAGCUGUUUCAUAAUACUUAAUUUAUGUUGACAUUACUUAUGUUGUCAGUUUUACUGUCAUCUCUACCUUACAUUGUAGGAGACUGUCAAAUAGAGCCAUGGAUUCAGUACUCUGUAUAUAAAGAAAUAUCCAGUGUGAAAAAUCCACAACUGGAAUGAAACUACUGUUAAAACUUUGAUUGAUUACAGAACAAAUAAAUGGGGAUUUUUAUGAAAUUUCUCGCUAAUAUUUGUCCUAAUGUGACGUAAU
Messenger RNA from Acanthopagrus latus (yellowfin seabream), 2400 nucleotides. RefSeq names its product dihydroorotate dehydrogenase (gene dhodh). NCBI's taxonomy places the organism in Eukaryota, Metazoa, Chordata, Actinopteri, Spariformes, Sparidae. The transcript has 9 exons. Gene Ontology annotation, biological process: 'de novo' pyrimidine nucleobase biosynthetic process; pyrimidine ribonucleotide biosynthetic process. The coding region runs from base 121 to 1389 and encodes 422 amino acids. The record is from RefSeq and is a predicted model, not a curated record. Gene Ontology annotation, cellular component: cytoplasm; mitochondrial inner membrane. Gene Ontology annotation, molecular function: dihydroorotate dehydrogenase activity.